UUUCAAGUUGGUUUCUGCGUCUAAACUUUUACUAAAUAUCCUUGCAAUUUUGAAAAUAUACCCCACCCUCUCGCGCUCUCCCUCCUGUCUCUCGAGCGAUAGCUUUCGAUCCUGCCAUCUGCGACGGUGAUUUGGUUUUUGGAUUCUCAGUUUUCGUUCAAGCACUCUGUAUAGUUUGUCUCCGUAACUCAAAAGUCGAGGCUUCUGGCUAUGACGGAUAUGAUUCUUACAUCGGAGAAGCCUUCAAAUCCACCGCCAUUGGAUCCUCCGGCAAGAGUAAUUUGCCAUGUGUGCCAGAAACAGUUUUCACAGUACACUUGUCCUCGAUGCAACUCUCGGUACUGUUCUCUUUCUUGUUACAAGUCUCACAGUACCCGUUGUACCGAGUCCUUCAUGAGAGAGAAUGUGGUUGAUGAGUUGCGACAAGUUCGAUCAGACGAUCAAUCUAAACAAAAAAUGCUUGAAAUAUUGAGGCGGUUUCAUGCGGGAGAAGAAGAGGAUGAGGGAAUCGAUAUCAUGGAUGGUGAUGAUUCAUCUCUAUCCGAAGAACUGAUUGAGAAGGUUCUGUCUGGAGGUGAAAUCAGUCUUGAUGAUUUAACCCCGGAAGAGAGGAAACGGUUCCAAAGGGCCGUGGCAUCUGGAGAAGUAAGCAAAUUGAUUGAUCCUUGGGGACCAUGGUGGCUAAGCCCUUCAGCUCGUACAAUCUCUUUAAGUCAGGAAGGCACACAGCUCGUACAGUGCAUCACAGAAGAAAACGCUGAGCAAGAGAGUAAUACUAAUAGGGUAGAGGGCGAAAUCCCUCGAGGACCCGAUUCACCUCUGCCCCCUUUAAGCAAGCUCAGCAUAACGAGACCGUCUCCCCAUUUGCCAGUCCAUCUGGUCGACAUCAUAUACAGUUCUUGUUUCACACUCCGUAUCUACAAUGGGGACUGGCAGUCGGAUCCGUUAGGUUCAGCGACAACGGUACUGAAUAUUUCAUCGGUUUUGAGUCAGAGUUCGCAGCCCGAAACCGUGAAGGAAGUGUUGUCGUACUGCUUGGAAAAGACAUGCUCUCCAUCAUAUAAACACAUGGGUGGUCUGAAACUCGGAUUGAAUCUCGUAGACGACAUAGUUUCGUUGAUGUCCCUUGGCUCAGCUCCAUUGAUAUGCCUUCUCUCCGAUCUGCAGAGGGUAAUAAAGGCUGCGACAAGGGAAGUAAGGUCGAGCAGAAGCAGCAGAAAAUCGUGUCUGAAGAUGGCAGAGAGGAAAGUGUUCUUCAUGAUGUGUUGGGUGAAGGAGCAGCCACCGGAAGUGUGGUCGGCUCUGGCCAACAUUGUUAGGACGGAGAAGGGCAUUCUGGUUGAGAUAUCCGAGUCGAAAGGGCGUUACGACGUGAAGAAAGAAGUCCCCAUCCGAAACGGUGGUGUGAGCAUCGAGGAGGUGGGAUGAGGUACUCAAGAUCCGUGGAUUUUCGGGUAUCCAGUCUUGCAGAUAUUCGGGAUCCAGCCAUCAACAAAACCGAAGGCGUGUGCGAUAAGGUCAACCCGAACCACGGAUUCAUAUUUGGAGGGUUUUUUUUUUCCUAAUCACGACGAGUUACCUCGUUCAGAAGUAAAAUUACGUUUUUACCUUUAUUUUUUUUAUAGAUUACAAUACUAAUUAGGUCUUGUAAAAUUAUCCUAUAUAUCUCAAUCGAACCAAAGUUUCUUAAAAUUUGUUGGGAUGAAAACGAGAUUGGGUAUCUAAAAAAUUUGGGUUUAUGCA
Molecule: messenger RNA, 1743 nt
Organism: Tarenaya hassleriana
Lineage: Eukaryota; Viridiplantae; Streptophyta; Magnoliopsida; Brassicales; Cleomaceae
Product: zinc finger HIT domain-containing protein 2
Exons: 6
Coding region: 211-1428 (405 amino acids)
Source: RefSeq, a predicted model, not a curated record